Morone saxatilis (striped sea-bass) is the source of this 1635-nucleotide messenger RNA. RefSeq names its product transmembrane protein 174 (gene tmem174). The coding region runs from base 101 to 841 and encodes 246 amino acids. The record is from RefSeq and is a predicted model, not a curated record. Lineage: Eukaryota; Metazoa; Chordata; Actinopteri; Moronidae. The transcript is spliced from 2 exons.
GGCAGUGUGGCUCCGUUACACACAUGUGACACCUAGGGGACUCAUCUGCCAUCAAGGACCCCAAGGUUUCUGGAUUAACGUGGUAGUGCAAAGGCCUGUAAUGGAGAACAACAGUGCUAGAAAUCCUACAGCAGGCCUCAGUGGGCCACCUUAUGACCCAACACAGAUGGUUACACCUGCUCGACACCCUCGUCAGUCAGACAGUUUGCUGGAUAGCGAGAAGACUGGAGCCGCCCUGCUGUUCUCUGGAUUGUUCCUAACCCUUGUGGGUAUCACUUUCACCGCCAUGAGCUGGCAACACUACCUAGCCAACCCCACUGUUGAGUGGAUCCAACUGCUGGGCCCCAUCCUGAUCUCCGUCGGAGGCACUUUUAUACUCACCAGUGUCUGCAAGUUUAGGAUUAUCUCCUGCUGGCCAUGCAGACGGCGGGAUGAAGUGCUGGUAAUGCCUGUGGAGCAAACCUCAACGGGACAUUCUUUUACAUUAAGUGGCAUAAAUCAGCCGAUCAUGUUACAGGGUGCCACAACCAUGCUGUGUAUUCCACCUGUGUAUAAUGUAAGAACCCAGGAAAUAUGCCAGGCCAUUGAAUUCCAGCCUGGCAGGUCCGUGAAUGCCGUUGAUUCUACCAUUCGUCCAUGUGACGCUGUGUCAUGUGUGGCUGGUGCAGCUUUUAUAGCGGAAGACAGCUCAACUCACAGCACAGAAAUAGACCACAGAAGAAGCAGGAUUGAGAAGGCGGAGGGUGAAAGAGGACGUGGUGAUGACAGCAGCUCUACCUGCUCACAUCCACCUGCAUAUGAAGACAUCUAUCCUUCCUUCAGCAAACGCAAUCUGACGUAAACGCCCCCUGAAACGUGUUAGGAAUUUAAUGUCUUUCUUGUUGAUAUGUUCAAAGAUGAUAUGUCAAAGUGAUUUCAUGUCCUGCAGAACAAAACUUCCCUGGUAUUUCAUUCCAAAGCAAGGCAAAAGAAACUUAGCUAGGCUUCACUUUCCUCUCACAGCUGUUAUCAUGUAGAGUUACCACAAUAAUUAUGUAUGAAGUCACAAAAUCCACAAAGAUGAGGCUCCCUGGAAGAAAACCUCAUUAAAAUGGAGAUUUAUGGACAAACUCAGCUCUAUCUGAGGGCUCUAAGGUUUUGGAAGAGAUACUAAAUUUAUAUUCAGCAUAAAAAACACACACAUUUAUCCAGUGCUUGUUGUCUCUCAAUAGCUGCACAAACCACUGUACAUGCCCAUUAAAUGUUGGCAGAGGAAAUGUAGACUAUAGCCUGAAACAAACAUGGGGAGAAUUUAGCAGAGAUACUUUGAAUUUUUUAUUUUUUUUAUGCUGGAAGAAAAUUAACAUCAAAAGUGGAAAAAGUCAUAACGGUCAUUUAACAUUUAGUUGUAAUUGUUUCCAUAUUGUCAGCAUUUCUCAUACUGUUUGUUGUGUUUAAAGAUAUGAAAAGUCAAAGGAUGAUCACCUUAAUGUGAGUUUAGAAUGGCAAUGAACAUACUAUACUAUACUAAAAUUACUACUAGUGGUGGACUUAGGUCUUAACUUAAGUACAAUAUUGCGAUACUUGCACUUUACUUGAGUAUUUACAUAUUCUGCUACUUUAUACUUCAACUCCAUUACACUUCAGAGGCAAAUA